Chelonia mydas (Green sea turtle) is the source of this 1725-nucleotide messenger RNA. It is a transcript of the gene GNB2, whose product is annotated as G protein subunit beta 2. NCBI's taxonomy places the organism in Eukaryota, Metazoa, Chordata, Testudines, Cheloniidae. Gene Ontology annotation, biological process: G protein-coupled receptor signaling pathway. The record is from RefSeq and is a predicted model, not a curated record. Gene Ontology annotation, cellular component: cytoplasm; heterotrimeric G-protein complex. Gene Ontology annotation, molecular function: signaling receptor complex adaptor activity; protein binding.
AAUGUCACCCUCACCCCCGCAAGGUCCCGGCCGCGGCCAUGAGCGAGCUGGAGCAGCUGCGGCAGGAGGCGGAGCAGCUGCGCAUCCAGAUCCGGGACGCGAGGAAGGCAUGUGGCGACUCCACUCUGAGCCAGAUCACGGCCGGGAUGGACCCCGUGGGGCGGAUCCAGAUGCGGACGCGACGCACCCUCCGCGGCCACCUGGCGAAAAUCUACGCCAUGCACUGGGGCACCGACUCCAGGCUGCUGGUGAGCGCCUCGCAGGAUGGGAAACUCAUCAUCUGGGACAGUUACACCACGAAUAAGGUCCACGCCAUCCCGCUGCGCUCCUCCUGGGUCAUGACCUGCGCCUACGCCCCGUCGGGGAACUACGUGGCUUGCGGGGGCCUGGACAACAUCUGCUCCAUCUACAGCCUGAAAACCCGGGAGGGGAACGUGCGCGUGAGCCGGGAGCUGCCGGGCCACACGGGUUACCUGUCCUGCUGCCGGUUCCUCGAUGACAAUCAGAUCAUCACCAGCUCCGGGGACACGACCUGCGCGCUGUGGGACAUCGAGACGGGGCAGCAGACGACGACGUUCGGGGGGCACAGCGGGGACGUGAUGAGCCUGUCGCUGGCCCCCGACGCCCGGAGCUUCGUGUCCGGAGCCUGCGACGCCUCCAUCAAGCUGUGGGACGUUCGGGACAGUAUGUGCCGGCAGACGUUCACCGGGCACGAGUCGGACAUCAACGCCGUGUGUUUCUUCCCCAACGGGAACGCCUUCACCACGGGCUCGGACGACGCCACCUGCCGGCUCUUCGACCUGCGGGCCGACCAGGAGCUCAUGCUGUAUUCGCACGACAACAUCAUCUGCGGCAUCACCUCGGUGGCGUUCUCCAAGAGCGGGCGCCUCCUGCUGGCCGGCUACGACGACUUCAACUGCAACAUCUGGGACGCCAUGAAGGGCGACCGCGCAGGGGUCUUGGCCGGCCACGACAACCGCGUGAGCUGCCUGGGGGUGACGGACGACGGGAUGGCCGUAGCCACCGGCUCCUGGGACAGCUUCCUGAAAAUCUGGAACUAGCCCCUUUCUGCCCCACACCCUGGGGGCGUGUCUGCCACUGGCCCCACCCACAGCAGGGAGUGGGCGUGGCUUUAGCCCCUCUGGGCCCCUCCCCUUUUAAUUUCUGCCAAUUUUUUUUUCUUCUUCUGAUUGAAAGGAAGGAAAAACGGCCUGCUGAGGGGGCGGGGCUUGUGUCCAGUAGUGACCUUUGACCUGGGGGUGGGGCAUAGAUGAUUGACAGCUGGGGCAGGGUCCUGUCUGCUGUAGGGCAGAGGAGGGGAGGGUUAUACCCCAAUUAUCCUGCCCCCUUGUACACCGUCCCCCAUGUUCCCAAGGCUCUCCGGGGGAGGAGUGGCUGAUCUGCCCUGCCCCCUACGCGUGGCUCCUCCCCCAGAUGGGGGGGGUUCACCCCAGGCUCCUGUAGCCCCUCCCACACACCGGGGUGGGGGUGGGGGGAGAGAGCAGGCUACCGGGGUAGAUGGGCCCUUGACUCUGAGUCUAAAGAGGGGCAAAGUUAGACAUGGCGGGGCCUCCUGUCCUGCCCCCUCCCUCCCCGCCGCCCCAGGGGCGUCUCUCUCACCCUGUUGGCGGGGCGGGGGGGGGGGGGGGGGGGGGGCUGUUCUUCGCUGGGGUGUUUGUAGCCGGCUCCCGGCACCGCGUAAAACCGUAAACCGACCAAAACCAA